AUGAAUCCAAGAUAUGAUGGCACUUCAUGUGAUAGAGCAUUUACUGAACCAGACUAUUUAUCUUCAGGCUUUGCGGCCAAUACAGCAGUUAAUUUAAAUGUAACCAUUCCAUUCAACGAAUUAUAUGAAUCCAUUAUAUCAUUGGAUAAGGAUAUUAUGUUGAAUGAAACAUUAUUGGUUAGAUUUGUUUGGUCAGAAUUACCAAAUAUUGGUUUUGGUGCAGAUGCCUCUCUUACUCCUCAAACAAACCCAGUUGCUUUAACUGCUCCUGCUGGACCCAAUGUACAAGGUAUGGAAAUACAUUUAGCAGUUGAAAAGAGAUUUGAUAUUAUUCAAAAUUUACAACAAAAGAUUGCAAGCUCAGAAGGUUUCUCUUUACUUAUUCCUUAUUGUUAUACUACAACAGCAUCACUUACAUGUACAAAUCAGCCGGUAUCAUUAAGAUUAAAUAGACUAAAUGGUAUUACUUUGGAAAGAAUUUAUCAUAGUUUAUUUGUUACUGCUUCAGUUGCAAACUCUGCCAUCUACAACAACAAUGUGGCUGCGACAAAUUUGGAACAUUUUUACACCAAUAUUAAUAAUACAAGGCGAAUGCAAUACGAUUAUUAUCCAAUUGUAAAUGAUGAUUAUAAAGCAUUGCGAGACAAAUUGAUAGAUUCAACAAUUCAAACACCAAAUAUUCACAACUAUAAUUGGUGUUGGUUGGAUAGAUUUGAUGAUGGAUCAUUUGGUUUGUUAGAUGAAAAUAUUGUUUCUGGUAUUGAUUUAAAUCUAGGAGAGGUUAAAUGGGAUUUUAUUGCAUUUUUAAGUGUUGCAACCAAUCUUACUCAUCAAUCAACUGUGGUAUGUAAAAGAAGAUUAGUUAUUACUUCAAAUGGAUUGAUAUUAAUGAAAAUGAAAUUCAACAAACAGACAAUUAUUAAAACAAUCCCAAUUAGUGGUAUCAUUCCUGGUGGUCAUGCAAGGUUGAUGGUUCAAAUUAAUUUAGAUUUUGUUCCAGAUCUUAUUACAUUAAAACUCUAUAGUUUGGAUGGAACACUUCAUAUUGGGGAUGUGUACACAAUUAGAACUUCAUUGAUUAGUGACAACAACCUUUUUUCCUUUUCAAAAAUAUCCACCACCAAUUUAGAGCCAUUAUACAAGGCAGAUUCGAAAUGGGAGGGAGGUCUCCAUUCACAAUAG
Molecule: messenger RNA, 1182 nt
Organism: Cavenderia fasciculata
Lineage: Eukaryota; Evosea; Eumycetozoa; Acytosteliales; Cavenderiaceae
Exons: 3
Coding region: 1-1182 (393 amino acids)
Source: RefSeq, a predicted model, not a curated record